CAUAUCCACAACAAUCAACCUCAUCAACCAAAUCCACACAAUGUCUUCUACUUCUGCUUUCUUCUUCUUCUUUGCUUCUACAUUCCUCUACGCCAACGCAUUCAACAUCACACGCAUCUUAAACCUGAACAAUGAGUUCUCCACUUUCAACAACCUCCUCUCCCAAACCGGGCUCGCUUCCACCAUCAACUCCCGUCAAACCAUAACCGUCCUCGCCCUUUCCAACGACGCAAUGUCCUUAUUCUCCGACCAAUCAACCGAAGACAACAAGAAAAGCCUCAGCCUCCACAUCGUUUUAGACUACUACGACAUCAAGAAACUCAAGAGUCUCAACAAAAAAUCAGUAAUACUCACCACUCUCUUCCAAUCAAGCGGUCAAGCCAAAGGCCAACAAGGGUUCAUAAACGCAACCGUUAUGAACAAUGGUGACGUCAUGUUUGGGUCUGCGGUUCGUGGAUCUCUCCUUGACUCUAAGCUUAUAGACUCUGUUGCCACACAUCCAUAUAACAUCUCGGUGCUUCAUAUUAGUAGUUACAUACCUAUAAUGAAUCCUGAAGGUCCUUCUGAUCAUGGUUCAUCAUCUACACCACUUCCUCCACAACCUCCUAAUGAUGAUGAUUAUACAUUUGACGAGCCACCAUCCCCACCUUCCUCUACUACUAAGCCUUUUGUUGCUGCUGCUACUGCCGCUACUGCUAAGCCACCUUCUGCUGCAAAAGCCAACUCAACAACAAGUGGAGUUUCAGCGAUUAAUGCUCCUGACUUGGCGUUUGCGUUUGCGUUUGUGAUCUCAUCCUUUUGGUUCUUCAUGACGGUCUAAUGAAUAACAACAGAGUGCAAGAAUGAAAUAAACCAGAUCAGCUUUCUGAAAGCCAGAAAAAAAAAGGUGGAGAUGGGCAGCAAAGCUUUCAAGC
This is a messenger RNA of Brassica napus (rape), 914 nucleotides long. Its product is annotated as fasciclin-like arabinogalactan protein 14. The record is from RefSeq and is a predicted model, not a curated record. Gene Ontology annotation, cellular component: plasma membrane. The coding region runs from base 41 to 820 and encodes 259 amino acids. NCBI's taxonomy places the organism in Eukaryota, Viridiplantae, Streptophyta, Magnoliopsida, Brassicales, Brassicaceae. The transcript has a single exon.